AUUCGUUUUUCAUGUCUGUCAUUUUAGUUCAUUAACACAAGUUUAUCUGAGGAGAUUUCGUUAAUUUUUUUUUAUACUUUGCAAAUUGUAUUUUCUUGUUUUUAUUUUUUCUACUCUUCAUGCUCUUCUUCGUCUGAGCGUUAUAUGAUACAACAAACAUUUUAAAUUUAAUCAGUUUUAUCAUCAGACAGAAAGAUGAGUGAGUCAUGUGUGGAGACUCCGGAGGCGCCGGCUUGGUUAUCAAAGCUAGAAAGUCAACGGGAGAAAUUAAGUAAAGCGCGGCUUGGACAUGAUAGCGGCGCCGGUGCUCCCUGCAAUUCAUGCGGCCCCACAUGCCCCGGCUUGGAUCUGCAUUUUUGGCGCAAAGUGUGUAGAUCAUGCCACUGCAGCAAAGAUGUCCAUGAUGUCCAAGAUGAUGAUUUAUCUGGAUGGGCCCAGUUUGAGCUUCUGGGCACCGCAAGACCUAAAAAGGCUUCUAUGCCUCUCAUCAAAAUCCGUGGUGUUACUGACAAGCCCGUAGAACUCGACUGGGUACCACCCAAUGCUUCCACAGAGUUGGUGUCGGAGUACAUGUCAUGUCUGGGGUCGUUGGCGCCGGUGUCUGGCUCCGAGGCGGCGAAGCGACGCCGCGCUCAACUCCGCACGCAGCUGCCGCCGCACGACGUCGCCACUGCUGCAAGACACCAUGCCACCGACCAAGAGAAGAGCGAACACACUGAAUACAUCGCGCGCAUCAAAGAUCACGUAGUGGGCAUGGGUAAUGUCGUCCGAGUUGGACCUCUCCAGAACGGAGAUGUGUUUACUAUUGAAAACAGCAAGUCACAUUCCUCGAAAUCAUAUGCGUUACCGCUGAAGAUUUCGAACAUUUCCAGGGGCGUAAAGUACAAUAUAGUACCUAAAAAUGCAUCUGAUAAGAAAUUGGUGCUAGAUUCCCAGGGCAAUGUUGUAAGCAGUGCUGCGAACCUACCAGAUUACAAGUCUAGUCCCAUCCUCAGUCGACUGGUGAAAGACAAACUUUACGUCAUGCGUAUAGAAUCUGACAGAAUCAAGAGUGCAGUUGAACAUGGGCCAGUGUAUGAUAAACUGUUUAAAAACCUUAAUGAUUUGAAUGUACCAGUAGCUAAUGAUGUUUACCUUCAACCAAUUAAACUCUUCCGUGACGAGUACAACACUAAUCCACAGUUUAGAGAGGAGACUAAUGAGUUCUGUAAGGCUUUGGGAGCCCAAAUCAUGCCUGAUUUAUGGUCAACGACCAACAAUAAUGUCAUGGGUAAUGCAAAGGUUAUGGACAGCAGAAUUCAAAAGGGCACUAUAUUCGCACCUAACGGUGAAAUUUGGAGCUGGAAGCACGAGCCAACUACUCCAGAACAUAGUGGCACAAUUUGUUCUACCAAGAUUAAUCCUCAGUAUUCAACAAGUACGAAGCCAAUUAACCAAGUGGAGCCUCAGCAGACCGCGCCUUUGAGAGAAUAUCUGCGCAGUCAUUCCGAAGACGAUCUUCCGCCGCCACCAUUGCCGAACUACAGUACGUACCCUGGUGCAGUGCCUCCAAGUAACAAUGAUUGGAACAAUCAAUCCAAUGACGAUGUUCAGCCACCUGAUAACGCUGGUUAUCAAGUAGAACAUCAAGCAGUCACCUAUGACGAUCAAGUGUCCCCUCUAAUUGAUCAACUUACUGAUUUCUCGCUAAGUCCAGCAGAGAUGGAAUUCAACAGAAAACUUUAUAAUGAGGGUGUGCCUUGCCAACGCUGUAAGAAAUCGAUGUUUGCCGGCGAAGUUGCCGUGAAAGCCGAUAGGGCUGGACAAGAAGCCAUCUGGCAUCCUCAAUGUUUCACAUGCAGCAAGUGUGGAGAACUUUUGGCUGACUUGGUUUACUUCUAUCAUAAAGGUGAGAUCUACUGCGCGAGAGAUUUGGCUAACGUACUGGAAAUACCACGUUGCGCUGGUUGCGACGAGUUGAUAUUCACACGCCCUUAUACGGCCGCGGAAGGCAGGGCUUUUCAUGUGCAGCAUUUUUGCUGUUAUCAUUGCGAUGCGCCUCUCGGAGGCAAGAAAUACGUGCCUGAUGAUAAGACUGGUCUUCCCGUUUGCUUGUCUUGCUAUGAUCAGUUUUACGCGGAGAGAUGUCGGGCGUGCGGCGGUGUGAUUGGCCCGGAGCAGCAGGGUGUCUCAUGGGGCAAUAUGCAUUGGCAUGCUGAUUGCUUCAUUUGCUCCGGCCGAAUGUGUGGUAAAAGUUUGCUAAGCGGCCGCUUUGUCGUUAAACAAGAAAUGCCAUUUUGCAGCGUUCCAUGUGUUCAGAGUAGAAUCAAAUGAAGUAUGCAACUAUGAUUAUUGUCACAUAAUUUAUACAGUUUUUCUUCAGCUAUUGAAAUAUGAAUUUAUAUUUGAUAUUUUAUAUUUCUACUUUAAAUGGUAAGGCUUUAUAGUAUUUACAUAUUACAGUUUAUUAUGAAAAAUGAAUUAUGAUAUUAGUGUUGACGAUAUAAACUGAUUGACUAUGGGACCAUUUGAAUGAUAAAAUAUAUUUUAUAAGAAAGCUAUUUUUUAUAAGAAAAUAUUCUAUAGUUUAAGAAUUAUAGAGUAAAAAAUGUAUUGCAUAAAUAUGACAAUUCCUAUGAGCCAUUAUUUGAUUCAUAUAAUAAGUGAUAAGAUGCGCUUUAUACUAUUUAUAGGUGACAAGCAUUUAUAAUAGUUAUAAGAUUAUUUUUAGGACAUUUAUAAAAAAAAAUUAUCAAGAUAUGUGAUAUUGGGCAGUCUAUAAUUUGGAAACAAUGAUAUUAAUUUAUUAAUUAUUCCCAAAUGUUUCCUAGAGUUGGUCAUGAAAUUUAAGCUAAAUCUUCAACAUGCAUAAAAAGGAUGUAAUAUUGACUUAUAUUAUACAUGAGUAUUAUUGUCAUUAAUUAUAAAUAUAAAUAAAUGAGGAAUUUUAUUGAUAGGAAUUUUUACUUUGUCUACAUUCCUGGUAAGUGCCAUUAAAAGUAUUCUAAAAUUAUAUUUUUGUAUUUUAUACAUUAAAUAAAAUAUAUUGAAAAAAA
This is a messenger RNA of Manduca sexta (tobacco hornworm), 3035 nucleotides long. RefSeq names its product testin (gene Tes). Lineage: Eukaryota; Metazoa; Arthropoda; Insecta; Lepidoptera; Sphingidae. The record is from RefSeq and is a predicted model, not a curated record. Gene Ontology annotation, molecular function: zinc ion binding.